UGCACGGAGAGGAAUGAAGAGAAAAGAGAAGAAGAAAACAUUUCCAUAAAAGAAAAAAAAAAGAAGUAGAGACGACUCUGAGCUUGGCGCGUGCGUGCGUGCGUGCGUGCACGGAUCGCAUUUAUCUGGGAGAAGAACAAUAUGAAUAAAUAAAUAAAUACAUAGGAAUAAUUAAUAUUUUUGUAAUAAUAGUAAUAAAUAAAAAAGAGCAGAGUCGUCCUGCCGUCUGUGUCCACGGGAAUACACGAGGAUGGAGCGCGAGGGAUGACGGGCGGAGAGCGGAGGGCGACGGCACGCGCGUGUUCGGAUGCGCAUCUGCGCAGUUUCUCCCGCGUGCACGGAGUUUAUCCUGCUGUAGACCACCGCAGAAUCGCUCGAGCACAUCCGUUUCAUAGUCUCGCGCUGCACACGGACCGUUCUAGUGCUUUUGGUUUUUUGGAUUUGGCUCACACACACACACACACACACUCACACACACGCACACACACACACACACCGCUGUCUCGUCUCGGUAUCACUGGAUCGCUUUAUUUUUCUCCACACUGAUAAGGAUCGAUUAAGGAUGCUGGAUUAAGGAGCGCUGGUUUUUUUUUAUUGUGUUUUUUUUAAUGCAGAAGGAAAUGCAUCCCUCCAUCUCUCCGUUACGAGUUUAGAAGUCUCGUGCGAGGCGAGGCGGAGAUCCGGUGCGCAUUUCUGCGUCUCUGCGGUGGAGAACUCGAGCGGGAUUUGUGCGACUGCCUAUUUUUAAUCCUCCUGAUUGAUGCGAUCCCGUUCUGUUUGGAAAAUAAUUACUACAGAUCAACACCAAGGGUGGAGAAGGAGGAGAAGGAGGAGGAGGAGGAGGACGGAACUUCAGCGCGCGAGACCGGCCUGGAGAGGUCUGUAUGAGCGUAAGUAACACAACAAACGUUGGAUUUCAGCUUAGGAAGACAGAUUUGCUCAAGAACUCCUUCUUUCCAAGCUGGAAUCUUGUGACAACAUUUCAACAUGGCGGCUAAAUUGCAAAGAGCUCAGAUGGUUCUCUUGGGACCUGCACUCUGUCUGAGGAGGUGGCAUUAAUCUUACUACCCAGAAUUUCCUAGGAGAAAACAUGAUGAGAUGAGUGACACAGGAAGAGCCUUCAUCUCUGGACGAGGAAGCUGAUAAACCAUGGAGCGUUUCAUUUUUUGCAUGAUGCUGUUGGGGGUUCUGGUGCGAGGACAGCAGUGCCCAGGCCGAUGUAUCUGCCAGACCAUCUCACCCACCCUGACCUUGCUUUGUGCAAAGACUGGACUCCUGUUUGUUCCGCACACUAUUGAUCGCAAGACCGUAGAGUUGAGGCUAACGGACAACUUCAUCACAGCUGUCCGUAGGAAGGACUUUUUAAACAUGACGAGCCUGGUGCACCUGACACUGUCCCGCAAUACCAUAAGCCAGAUUGCACCUCAUGCUUUUGUUGGACUCAAAGCAUUAAGGGCACUUCACAUGGAUGGGAACCGACUGACUGAUAUAAAGAAUGAUCAGCUGAAAGGUUUGGUCAACCUUCGGCAUCUCAUCCUGGGGAACAACCAAAUCCACCAUAUAGACCCUUCCUCCUUUGACGAGUUUGUAUCAACUAUUGAGGAUUUGGAUUUGUCUUACAACAACCUGAGGACGUUGCCAUGGGAGGCUAUUGCCAGGAUGACCAACAUCAACACGCUAACUUUGGAUCACAAUCUUAUCGAUCACAUAGGAGCUGGAACUUUCACGCUGCUUACCAAACUGGUCAGAUUGGACAUGACGUCCAACCGUUUGCAGAAGCUGCCCCCAGACUCCCUCUUCCAGCAUGCGCAAGUGCUGUCUGAUCCUAAAGGUACCUCUAGUUCCUCUAAACUUACGGUGAGUUUUGGUGGGAACCCACUCCACUGCAACUGUGAGCUUUUGUGGUUGCGCAGGCUCACCCGAAAGGACGACCUGGAGACUUGUGCCUCACCUGAGCAACUUAUGGACAAGUAUUUCUGGUCCAUUCAGGAGGAGGAGUUUAUCUGUGAACCCCCACUCAUUAUCAAGCACCAGGUCACUAAGCCAUACGUCAUGGAAGGCCAAGGUGUUACGCUCAAGUGUAAAGCCAUGGGUGAUCCAGAUCCUACAAUUCACUGGCGCUUUCCUGAUGGAAAGCUGGUCCACAAUAACUCACGUACCAUCCUGUAUGAUAAUGGAACUCUGGACAUCCUGAUUACAACCCUGAAAGACAGUGGGGCGUUUAACUGUGUUGCCUCCAAUGCUGCUGGAAUUGCCACAGCAGCUGUAGAGAUAAACAUGAUCCCAUUGCCAUUGUUCGUCAACAACACUAGUCACAUGAAGGAGGCUGACCCUGGCUUGUCUGACAUCACCACCUCCACCAAAUCUGGCAACAAUGACACCAAGCAACAGGACAAGAGGGUGGUGGUGGAUGAGCUGACCUCCAAUUCGGCCAUGAUCCACUGGCCCUCAGAGCGACACAUUCCUGGAAUAAGGAUGUACCAGAUCCAGUAUAACAGUACUAUGGAUGACACUCUGGUCUACAGGAUGAUUCCACCAGAGAGCAAGACAUUCCGGAUCAAUGACCUGGCGGCGGGACGUGAGUAUGAGUUGUGUGUUCUUGCCGUGUAUGAUGACGGCAUCACGUCCCUCACCGCUACACGUGUGGUGGGCUGUGUCCACUUCCGUACCGGGCCUGAGGCGGGACAGUGCCAGUUUGCUCAAGCACAGUUCCUGGGUGGGACCAUGAUCAUCAUUAUUGGUGGCGUCAUUGUUGCCUCUGUGCUCGUCUUCAUUGUCAUCCUGAUGAUCCGAUACAAGGCGUAUGGCACGGCUGAUGCCUCCAAAAUCAAAGGUGGAAUGUCUGGAAGUGCCCACCACUCCGGUCGUGCCACGUCAAAAAAACAGGAGCAUGUGGGCGAGUCUCCAGUCGGUACAGAUUGCCAUGCUAUUGCGCUGCUUAGCCUUGAGAAUGAGACUCGGGAGGAAGCAAAGGCACUGACGCCACCGGUUAACCCAGAGGUGGCAGCUAUGGCUCUCGUACCUGCUCCUCCCAUCCCACCAUCCCGCAGGGCAAGUUUAGGAGCCCCACCUUCAGAUGAUAACCAGACAGACAGCAGCCUGACAGGCUCCACCAUGUCACUUUGCCCCAUGGGCACCAGUACAAGCGACAGGGACAGGAAGCGGACGCCAGUGGCCAUUGGGUUGCUGCCUGGUGAGCUGGCGAGGGCAAGGCACCGCUUCUCAUUUGAUGGGGACUACACGCUCUUCCAGAGCCACAGCUACCCGAGACGGGCCCGUGCCCGCCGCCACAAAUCCAGCUCGCAGCUUGAUGUCUCGCCUCCGACUGAACGUCGCAUCACGUUCAGUAGCAGCACUGAAUGGAUGCUCGAGAGCACAGUGUGAAUAACUGAAUAACACGUACACAGUGGGGUCCCAAACUCCGAGUUCACUACAAGCAACUGUCUUUAUUUCAUCAGUUAUCCCGGGUCAAUUCAAUUUCAAUAAAUUUCCCAAACAAGAUCACUAAUAUUGUUUAUUAGUGUUCACCAAUUCACUAAAACAAUCCCAGACUAGACUUAGACUGGAGGGGAUUGUGGGGUUACUUUUUUAUACUCUCAUUUCUGACCAUUCCAGCAGACACUGUUGAUCAAUCCUGCCUGCUCCCACAACUGUCUGAUUCUAUUACCUAGACCAGGAAAGGGCAGUUACUGAUAAUGGGUUAAUAAAAGCAGUAAAUCUGUCCUGCAUUGUAAACACAUUCAAUUUAAAAAAAUGUGACUAUGUUAUUAACCGACUUCUGUCAACAAAGUAAAAACUGCCCGCUGCUGUGACUUUUUUUACUGGGUCUUACAGGAUCCCGGUCCAACUACACACCUCCCACUAUAACACCAGUCGUGCAACACCAGUUCAGUCUUAUGUCAUUUGUGACAUUAUUCCUGAGCCACUUGAAAAUCCCAUCCCGACCCAUUUCUCAACUCGUGUCAAUCAAAUCCCUCGACACUGCAAUCUUGCAGGACUCACUAUGUUUGCUUCACUGCCAGUUGCCAUGGUUUCAGCAUGAUAUCCACACAAGCUAGCUAAUGUAUGAAGAAAGAUAAAAAACCUACAAAUUGGACCACGAAUGUUCAACCAAAAUAGCAAGUCCGAAAGCACAUGUUUGUGUGCAAAAUGCAUUGGUACAGUAUAAUGACUAACUGUCUUAAAAACAGGUUUAAGUGGUUUAAUGUUCAAAAAAUGAGAUGGUGAAAACACUAAUGUGGGUAAAAAAGCAAAGCUUCAGCUACUGAUUUUAACAGUAAAGCAAAGAGUCCCAGUGACCAGCUCAGGAUCUCAAGUCUUUCACAUUUGGGGGAAAAAAAUUAAUGUCAGUGUUAAAGUUAAAAUUUGCACAACGUUUUUUGGUACAUUUAGCAGCUGUGGAUUUCCAAUGCUUCAGUCAUUUUCUUGGAUGCUACAGCAGACAUUUUGUCAAUAUUCACAGAAUGCUUUUAUUUUUCUUGUUUGUUUGUAUCAGCUAAAUUCUGGUAUUGGAGCAUUUGCAAGGGGCUCAGACACUGGAACAGACCUGAAACCAUGAAGAGGAAUAAUGCAAGUGGUCGAUAUAACAAAUAAAAAAGACAGUAAAAUGUUAAAGGAUUUUCACAUGAGCGGCAAUUUCACUGUUGAUCUGCUUAAAAUUCAGGAUCGCAAAUAUCAUUUUUACUUUUGAAUUAUUGCGAAAUGUUAAGAGUCGACAUUUUGUCGAAGGUCAAAUAUUUUGGCAUUUUUUUAUACUUUGAUGCACAACAGCUUUUGGUGCUUGUCUUAUAAAUCUAGCUAACUGAUGUUAACUGUAAACGUGUUUAAUAUUAACAAAGUCAUUCGUAGAUUGUUUGGAUUUUAUAUUAAUAAACUCAAAACAUUUUCUAUUCUCCGUGCAAGAAAGCGACAAGGCCCUGUCAGUAGAGCGAGUGAGAAAAUCGAGUUGAGAUGAAACAUUA
This is a messenger RNA of Tachysurus vachellii, 4961 nucleotides long. It is a transcript of the gene lrfn1, whose product is annotated as leucine rich repeat and fibronectin type III domain containing 1. Gene Ontology annotation, molecular function: protein binding. The coding region runs from base 1150 to 3384 and encodes 744 amino acids. The record is from RefSeq and is a predicted model, not a curated record. The transcript has 6 exons. Lineage: Eukaryota; Metazoa; Chordata; Actinopteri; Siluriformes; Bagridae.